Molecule: messenger RNA, 10488 nt
Organism: Dromaius novaehollandiae (emu)
Lineage: Eukaryota; Metazoa; Chordata; Aves; Casuariiformes; Dromaiidae
Gene: KDM7A
Product: lysine demethylase 7A
Exons: 20
Coding region: 172-2928 (918 amino acids)
Biological process (GO): protein demethylation; regulation of transcription by RNA polymerase II
Molecular function (GO): histone demethylase activity; transcription coregulator activity
Source: RefSeq, a predicted model, not a curated record
CGCGCGCUGUUGUUCGCUCGCUCCCGCGUCGCCUGUCGGUCCCGCCCUCCCUCGCGGUGGCCGGCGGGCGGGCGGGGGCGCGCGCGCGCGCGCGGUGCGUGCGGGGCUGGCACGCGCGCUGUUGUUAUUGGUGCCGCGGCGGCGGCGGCUCAGUCAGGGAGUUCUUUAAAGAUGGCCGGAGCGGCGGCGGCCGCCGCGACCCCCGUGUACUGCGUGUGCCGGGAGCCCUACGACGUGAGCCGCUUCAUGAUCGAGUGCGAUAUCUGCAAGGACUGGUUCCACGGCAGCUGUGUUGGGGUAGAGGAGCACCAUGCUGUUGACAUUGAUCUAUACCAUUGUCCCAACUGUGCAAUCCUUCAUGGACCUUCUCUAAUGAAGAAGAGGAGGAACUGGCACAGACAUGACUACACCGAGUUGGACGAUGGUUCCAAACCAGUCCAGGCUGGAACACGAACCUUUGUUAAACAGCUGCGGGCUCGCUCUUUCCCAAGUGCUGAUGAAGUCAUUUUGAAAAUGCAUGGCAGCCAGCUGACACAAAGAUAUUUGGAGAAACAUGGGUUUGAUGUUCCAAUUAUGGUUCCUAAAUUAGAUGGUCUGGGGCUCAGACUUCCACCGCCAACUUUCUCCGUUUUAGAUGUGGAACGCUAUGUAGGUGGUGACAAAGUGAUAGAUGUAAUAGAUGUAGCAAGACAAGCAGACAGUAAAAUGAAGCUCCAUAAUUAUAUUAAAUAUUUCACAAAUCCUGACCGACCAAAAGUAUUGAACGUGAUCAGCCUGGAAUUCUCAGACACAAAGAUGUCUGAAUUGGUGGAAGUACCAGAUAUUGCCAGAAAGCUUUCAUGGGUGGAAAACUAUUGGCCGGAUGAUUCUGUCUUCCCUAAGCCUUUUGUUCAGAAGUAUUGUUUGAUGGGUGUCCAGGACAGCUAUACAGAUUUUCAUAUCGAUUUUGGAGGAACAUCAGUUUGGUACCAUGUUCUCUGGGGUGAGAAGAUAUUCUAUUUGAUCAAGCCUACUGAUGAAAAUUUGGCUCUGUAUGAGUCUUGGAGUUCAUCUGUAACCCAGAGUGAAGUAUAUUUUGGGGACAAGGUUGACAAAUGUUACAAAUGUGUUGUGAAGCAAGGACACACUUUAUUUGUUCCAACAGGCUGGAUUCAUGCUGUGCUCACAUCUCAGGAUUGUAUGGCUUUUGGAGGAAACUUUUUGCACAACCUCAACAUUGGCAUGCAGCUCAGGUGUUAUGAAAUGGAGAAGAGGCUAAAAACCCCAGAUCUUUUCAAAUUUCCUUUCUUUGAAGCCAUCUGUUGGUUCGUGGCCAAAAAUUUACUGGAAACUUUGAAAGAACUGAGGGAAGAUGGUUUCCAGCCUCCAAGUUACUUAGUGCAAGGAGUGAAGGCUUUACUUACUGCUUUAAAAUUAUGGAUGAAAAAAGAACUUGUAACAGAACAUGCCUUUGAAAUUCCAGACAACAUUAGACCUGGGCAUCUCAUAAAAGAGCUUUCAAAAGUGAUUCGCUCUGUAGAGGAGGAAAACAGCAAACCAGUUAAAACUCAGGGAAUUCUUGGUGUAUGUCCAACUUCACGGUCUACAUAUGAAGGUACCUCCCCUCACCAUUCCAGACGAAGGGUGAGGAAACUGCGAGACCAUGCUACCAAAACUCCUUCUAAUCUUGACAUCCUGGAACUCCACACAAGGGAGGUACUGAAAAGACUGGAGAUGUCACCGUGGGAGGAGGAUACAGCAAACUCAAAACUGAAUGGGAGAUUUAACAAGCCGUUUCAGCCAUCUUCUACAGUACCUGAAUGGCGAACAAAAGACAAUGAUCUUCGCCUUCUGCUGUCAAAUGGAAGAAUAAUUAGAGAUGAGAGACGGCCAUUUACAGAUCGAAGUCUUUACACAGCAGACAGUGAAGAUGAAGAUGACAGGACAAGGUCGAAAAAGACAACUGUUAAGAUAGAAGACCAGACCUCAGGAUUUGAAGGAGAAGGGAAUGCAGAUGCCCCAAAACCACUGAACAUGUUCUUUGAAAGUGUGAAAUCAGAACUCAGGAAUGGAUCCUCAGAGUACUCUGAUAUUUCUGAUUCAGAAGAAUCUGAGCCUGAUUGCACUACACAGCAGAAGGAUUCCUCCACAGAGGAGUCAGAAAGCUCAGGUGAUGAAGAGAAACAGGAAGUAACAUCAAAUUUCAAAGAGGAAUCUAAGGUUACAAGAGACCUUUGUCAAACUACCCAGAAGCCAUCUAGAAAUGAAACUCCCAGUAAAAAGGAAUGUCCUACCUCGACAAGUACAGAAGAAGAAGCUAUUCAGGGCAUGCUUUCUAUGGCAGGAUUGCACUAUACCACAUGUUUACCAGGUCACACACAAAGCACAGACUGCACAGAUAAAAGACACUCUCUUCAGGAACACAGAAGGUACCCCAGAAGUAGGCAUAAAGACAGACAGCCAUCUCAGAGCCACAAAACAGUAGAAUGUGGUAGGUCUGGGAGGGAAGAAGAAAGAGACCUGGGGACUUCAGCAUGGGCUAGACAGCUGAAUGAAGCUUCCAGGAUUACCCCUCAGGAUACAAAUAAAAUGCAAAAAUAUGUCAAGAAAGAGGGUGCAUCAGAAGCCAGUCAUAAGGUUCAGGAAAACAGGAAUAUAGUCCACAACAAUGGCUUGAGUUUUCAGCAUGGCAAGUAUACUCGAGACUCCAAUCUAAUUCAAGGAGAAUGCCAGCUGAGUGAUGGCAGUCUUAGUCCUGACAGGCCGUAUGGUGAAACAUCCUUGUCUAUACCGCUUCAUCCAACCAAGAGGCCAGCAUCAAAUCCACCCCCUAUCAGCAACCAGGCGACAAAAGGCAAACGUCCAAAGAAAGGAAUGGCAACUGCUAAACAGCGCCUUGGGAAGAUUUUGAAGCUGAACCGAAAUGGCCAUGCACGCUUCUUUGUUUAAUGUAGCUGCUACUUCUACUACUGCUGUCUUUCCUACACAGACCAGUAUUGAGGUCAACAGAGCCUGGAGCUGCUGUUAAUCCUCUGCUUGAAGCAGACUUGCAUGUACCAUAUAAAACACUGCCUGAUGAACAAAAAAAACCCAAUGCUGCAUUUUCACUGUGCCACACCUGCUCAGCAAUAACCAUAUGGGAACGGGGAAAUCUUCAGAGAGACAUGGACUUGAGAAACAGUCUCUCAUCAGGGCUUGAAUAUCAUUUGUUUCUGGUAGUGUCUGACCUAGUUCAUGAGGGGAAGAUGAUGAAGGUGGUUUAUCAAUAAUUUAUUUCUGAUAGAUUUUUGACAACUUUUAAAUUCAUUUUAAAAACCUAUUUAUUUGGAAGACUUUUUUGUGGGGGUUAUUAAUUUAGAUUUAAGAAUGUGAAAGUUUUUAAUUGUUUUGAUAGUGUAUGUUUGGUGCAGUGGAGAGCCACAUUAAUGGUGAUUAGUCUGGACUCCUAAAUUUGAUAUUCAGGUUAUAGUCUUAAAUAGGGGUGAGAUGCAUUAUUAAUUAUUUUUUAAAUUAAGGCAUAUGGAAUCUUAUUUUUUCCUGCUCUUUAUAAGCUAUUGGCUGGGCUGUUGUUGACUUGUAAGGUGCUUAUUCUCUGCCAGCUUGAUUAUUUUUUGACCUGUCCUCUUUUAUACAGAUUUAUUUAUUUGAUGAACUAGAAGAGACUCUCCUAAAAACAGAAGAAUCUUCUUAUGUCAGUCCAGUAGCUAACUUGUUUUAAACUGCACCCCUUUCCUUCAAAUUGGAGUUUAUACUUUUACUCCUGGUGUGAUGUUUGAUCUAGCCAUGAUGGUUUUCUCCUGUAAAAAAGACUCCCUGAAAUUGUAUUUAUACAGAUUAUCUAAAUGUUGGUACAGAAGAGGGAAUCUUCGUAUGUCUUAUCGGAGGAAUGGGGAGAUGAGUUAAGAUGCAUAUUUCUUCAGAACAGUUAUUCUGAAAUAACUCUUAAGAUAGACGUGGUAGUCUUAAGAUUUGGCAUAUUACUUAAUGUAGCAUGGAAGGAGCAUUAAAAUAUUAUUAUUGUACUUUAAAUACAUUUUACUGAGGAGUCAGGAAGGCAGGAGAAUGUGUGUUGCUUUCAAAGCUGGACAUGACAGCCAAUUAAAAGUCUUAAAUGGUGCAUAUAUAAGCAUUAAGUAGCUUACUGGUAUCAGAAUGUUCAUUUGUGUCAGGCUUCACACAGAGCUGAUAGCAAAUGCCAAUUCUGAAUUAUUGUAAAUAACUUUGAUUUUAAAUUUGUAUUUUUCUGUAAUAUAAAAUUAAAUAUUUAACUUUUGGGAAAUGGGAAUGAAGGUGGAAAGGGGAAUACUUUUACUUGAUUCUGGAAAAGGGCAUUUUGCAGGGUCCAGCCAAAAUGAAAACAUUUAAUAUGCUAGUUUGGUAAGUUUUGAUUUUUUUUUUUUUUUUUUUUUUUUUUUUUUUUAGAAAAAAUGCUUGCUAAGAGUAAAAAUACUCAGGCUUAGCUGUCCAUUUCAUUGGAUUAUUUUGAAUUUACCUACCAGUUUUUCCUUCCUCCAUAUUCUAUACUGGAGUUUUCUCUUGCUGUAGUUUAAAAACAAAUUCAGUUUGGCUUUCCAGAAUAUUUGUGCAGAGUUAUUUUUAUCUAGACUAGAUUAUGAAUGCCUUUAGAAAUUUAUGGAAGAAGUUCUGAUGUCAGGUGUUGUUCAUUAUUGCAGGGUCAAAACUGUUCAGCGCUAUGCUACCUUGUUUCUAAAUUGAGAAAUAUCAAAAUAUAAUGUAAUUGCAAAUAAGUCAGUAACUUUCAUGGCUUAACUUCCUCUAGAGCUUGAAAGUGGGAUCUUCUGAGUGUUCUUGGCAGCCCUGCUUUUACACUAUGUUGACUUGACUUUACAGGGUGUGUGUGUGUGUGUGAUUUUUUUUUUUUUCUUUUUCUGUUUUCUAAUUAUGGUUUCACAAAACUAGGACCUCCCCCUCCCCAUUUGGCAGUGGAGAUAAGAUUACUAAAUAGCAGAAGAUAAGCUAACAAUUUCUGUAGAGAUGCUGAAAGUGACCAUAACUACUUGCUUUUUCUCAGGUGCUACAUUUUCCAGUUGGAAAUAGUCAAGAGAGAAUACUUAUGGGUCUUCUCAUACGUGUUGUCAAUGUAAUUUAAAAUUAUAUGCCCUUAUAAAUGUUCUCCUUGUUUAAGCUUGAGCAAAUUGUUUCAUGCCUGCCAAGCUUUGAAAACUGUUCUAGCUUUAGUAUAUAGAACCAAACUACUUUCUUCUUGCUGGCUGUUUAAUUUUUAAAUGCAGAAGAUUCCUGGUUAGGGCAGCAAGCAAAAUCAGAGGGGGAUGAAGAAUGAGUGUUCCUUAAAGGCAGAUUUUUGAGGAUGCUAAUCUGAAGUAGAAGUAUAUGCCAGAAUAGAAUCUGGAGUAAGGAAUUUUGAAAUAUGAAUUAUGCCUUCUUGCUGUCUAUGUGACAUAUAAGAGGUCUCUUUUCUGACGAUCUUCAUUAUUUAUCUGUAUCUUACUGCUGGAACACAGACUUGGCUGGACCCAUGUAUAUUAUUUUGUCUUCUUUUCAUUCUUUAUUCUUCUUUCUCCCUUUUUUUCGAAGUGGCUCUCCACUGUCGUGAGUUUAUGUAAUAGCCUCUUCAUAGGCUGUCAAGAGGCAGAGGUCUGUUACCAUUUUCUUCAGAUAUUCAUGCUUCCACCAGAAGUCUACUUUUAAAAUUUCAAUGUUCCACCUCAAAAAAAGGUUAUUUAAAAGAAUUUGCCAUGAUAAACUAGUAUUAAAAAAAAAGGAAAAAAAAAAAAAGUCUCCUGAUAGCUCAUGAAGAUGAUGUGGUGACCUCACUUGCUUUGUGUACUUGUAUGUAGGAAUAUUUUUAUUGUGUUCUAGAUGAAAACACUACUGCACUGAUCUUUUUGUAGAAGGACUGAACCUUGUGUUGUAGUAGUGGAGAGAGAAAGCUGUAUUUGUUUUUUUCUUGAUGUCACACUCUAGGGAUGGAGGAGGAUUAUAAGGGAGGGAGUGGGGAACACUGAAUGGACAACCCAGAGAAUUAAGCUGAUAAUUACGGUAACUAAUUUUCAAGGAGAAUAUUUUCAAAAAAGUCAAAGAACUUGGAUUUGACAUAAAACUUUAACUUUUUUUGGUUGACAGGCAGACAGAACAAUAGGAAAUGAAGUAAUUAGGAGUUUUACCAUUCUCUAAGUUCUCAAGUUCCUGCAUUAAAAAAAAAAACACAUGAAAAUGAAAAGACCACCUAGAAACUAUUAUCAAAGAUUCUUCCAGCAACCUUCCCUUUACUCCUCCUACUAUACUUGCUAAUAAACCCUGGCUAUAGGGUAGCCUUUAAUGACCUCUGAGGUAGAUUACCUAUGCAACCUAUAAUACUCUACAUGAAUCCAUUUUUAAAAACAAUUUUGAAAGGGUUAGAUGUUCCGAGUUACAACUGUUACUUUCUGAUCACAUAGAGGUUUUGGGAGUUUUGUUUUUUUCUUUUUUUUGGGGGGGGGGGGUAGUUGAAAUUCUUAUGUUACCUUUAAUAGAGAUAAGAGAGCACAGUGUCAUGAUCACCUUUUAGAGAGCUUCAGCCUUCCCUACGCUUUGCUAUGUGGCAUAAGCUAUCCUCAUUCACAAGGCCAUGAAGUUGUAAAUGUUGAAACUUUUUGCAGGAUUUCAGAGUCAGUGCUGAAAUGUAUCUUGCUAACCCCUGUUUGGUAAUUGCGGAGACUAAGCAGAGCUGAAGCUAGAAUGAACUGGUACUAUAACUAGUGCCCCCUUUAGGCUCCACAUGCCCAUGUCUCCCUUUAUCUCCCUCCCCACCCCAGCCCAAAUCUAGUGUCUUUUCAGAGUUCAUUCACAUAAUACUUCCAGACCAUUAAAAGCUGUUUGUGGCUUCUGGGAUUGAGUCAGCCCAGAGCUGCUCUAUUUCACAGAAGAAAUAUAAAUGGAACCAAGGGCCUUACUGUUUGUGGUUAAACAAGAUUAAAAGCUGCAACAUCCAUUUUUCCAAAAAACAAGAAGCAGAAAAAAAGAAAAAAAACCCAAAUAACCCAAUUUUUGAGAGCAAAUGAGUGAUAAAUCAUGCAGUGGAUGGGAAAUAUAAGUAGCACUGAUAACGAAAUGCAUGUUUGUCAUAUACUGCAUUUCUUUUUGGAAAAAAAGACUUUUUUCUACUUUAAUAUAAAUUAAGCCAUAAGAGUUUCAUGUUGUGGGAAGGGAAUGAAAGGGAUCACUUUAAGAGAUUAUAUUGAUAUGUAUUGUCACUUAUGCCGGGAAAUGUCUAUUGUUGCCAAUUCGUUGGCAUAUCUUUCUUUAAAAAAAAAAAAGAAAAAACAUGAAAUUUGAAAAAAGGGGAUAGUUCUUGGCUAUAUUUACUAGUUUUGUAGUAAUGUUUUGCUGGCCUGUUUGUCUUUUCCUCUCCUUUUUCUACUCUCAUAGUCUAAUUUCUGUCUUUCUGAUGUCUCUGAAAAUACUAGCUUGUCUGCUUAGUAGGGGUCAGUGUAUGUGUGUCUUCCUUUUUAAAGAAACGCACUACUGUGUUAAGUAUUUGGCUGGGAAAUGGGAUGCUGCAGCUUUAAGAGCAUUUUUUUCAAUUCAUAACAGUAUUUCCCAUCCUCUUUUGCCUGCAGGCAGGGAAAGUGUAUGUACAGUAUUUAUUUUGUUUCAAUUUUACUUUAAAUUUGUAAGUUUCUAUAAGUAGUUCGCAUUGAUUAUUCUAGGGGAGGACAAGUGGCUUUGUUUAAAUUUGUAUUUGAUAUUCAUAGUUUCCACUUUCUGUACUUUAAAAUACUGAAAUUAAAAAAUUGUAUUGCUUAUGUUUUGAUUUUAGCACUCUAAAGUGUUUAAUUUCUUCAGACUUCUCAUUUGCUUCAGUGUAAAUACAGAAAGUUGUAUAGAAUGUCUUGAGGAGAAAAAUGUUUUUCUAGUUCUGAUUUCUGUGCCCUUUAUUCAUCGCUUUCUUAAGAUGACUCUUACUGGAGAAAUGUGAGAGGGAAUAUUCUCAUAUUCUUUUUAUUUCUCGAAGUGCAAAUUUCAUUUCAAUCCGAGUAUAUUAUAUGGCAACUAAAUGCAUUUUGUGAAGAUGUAUAUAUUCUUUCUGAAUCCUAAUAUAUAAGGGGAGAUGAGGAUGUUCUGUGGUUCAUCAUAUUAGAGAUCUAGAGAAAUAGGUAUAAAUUGUAAGCAGGGUGUCAAAAGAAAUGUUAUUUUCAUGUUCUUCUUGCUCUUGGUUUUUGUUCAGAUUUGCCUCAUGCUUCUGAUGACUGACUCAUUUCUCAAUUCUUUUUUCCUUUAGUGUGCUGUUCCUGGUAGAAGAGAUUUCUCUUGCACCCUUUUGCUCAUUUUGUCUUGCUUGCUUUUAUCCUGGGUGGCUUCUUUGCUGAUUUCUCCCACAACAUUUAAGCUUCUGUUUUACAGUCUUCAGUGCUCCCUGUUUUGACUCCAUAUGACAGUGCAGUGUUUCUGGGUGGGUGCUCUGCUUGGGGGUAAUGGAAGCAUUACUGUGUUGCAUUCAGAUUUAGUGUAACACCUUUUCUUCUCUGGUAAAUUGUGUGCCAUGCUACUGAGCUUCAGUGCUACAUAUGGACAGAUGCUUAGGUUCCAGUGAUGGCUGUUUUAUGAGAGCCUUGGAUAAACGAUGCAGCAAUGGGAUUGGAAGAACCAGAUGGCAAAAGGUGUUUGAUUUGAGCAUCCUAAGCAGCUGCUCAAGUUUUCUUCUUGGGCUGUUCUGAGUUUACAAAAAAUAUACUAUCAGACAUAGUGUUCAGUGCUCACAGACGAGGACUCUGCUGUGCUAGGUGCUUUACAGACAAAGAACAAGCAUGCUGUCCUUGUCAAACUGUAUGCUGCUCAAGUAUAAGAUUGAAAUAGUUGUAAAAAAUAACAACAAACUAAUGAGUUCUGUGGCCUAAAGUGUAAAACAUGGUAGUUUUCUAAAUUUGGGGGUAGAAACUUCUCUGCUUUUUCAAAACAAAUUUAGUUUGAGUGGAGUAAAAAAUCAUGAGGAAAAAUUGUAAUUUAAGUACCAAGGAUAAAGAGUAAAUAUUUAAAUGUACAUAAAUGAGCUCCUGGUUGUAUUUUAAUGUGCCUUUUAUACUUCUUGAUCAUGUGUGUUAAAACCCAUUUUAAAUUUGGUUAGCCAGAGAUGUGCCAAAGAUGUGAAGAGCUGUUAGUCUAUCAGAGCAAUCAUAUAUUUUAAAAAAGCAUUCAUCACUGUGAUUGGACAAAAACUAUGCUGCAACGUAGGCAUUUUCAUCAGAUAAAGUGAUUUGAAUUUCUCACAGUGAACUCACUGUUCAUAGUAAUGUUUUGAACUUAGUGGUAGACUUAACAGAAGAUAAGAGUGAGUCUCAGUGGGAUUCAAAUAAAUACCUAUAUAAAAACCCAUAUAACCAUAUUUACUGUAUGUCCUUUAGCCUUUACCAGUUAUACUCCAGAGCCUUUCCCUAUGACCACUGUUUGUUGGGUAGGAUAGUACACUAGAAAAUGCGUGGUAAAGAUCUAAAAGUGCUGCUUUAAAUGCUAUUGGAUAGCCUUCAGCACCUGGAUCAGCAUUUCCGUAUUUCCUUUAACACUGAGUGUUUCUGGUUUUCUGCUUUUCUAUUUGGGGAGGAUGGUAAAAUACCUGGAUUGUUCUCUCCUAAUGGACAGAUGGAUUUUUAAGGAUUUCAAGGCUACCAAAGAUCGCAAAAUAGAAUUUCUGUAGUCAAGGAAUGGGCAAGAUACCUUUCUCAGUAUCAGAAGAUUAAAGUGUUUUUUUAUUGGCUUUUUUUUUUUUAUUAUUUUAAAUCUGCACAUUUCACUGCAUUUGAGGUAGAGUCUCCUCAGUAGAGUGCCUACAACCUUGGCUUUGUGUACAUAUAGUGAGGUCAACUCUUUCUCUAAAGGGUUUGCCAUCACCUGCUGAAGUUGUGAAGGUAUUGUGUCGGCUAAUUAGUUUACACAUUCAAUCAAAUCUUUUUGUUGUUGUUUGUUUUUUUAGAUAUAACUUUGGAUUGCUCAUGGAAACCUGGCUAGUAGGAUGAAUACAGGGAAGUGAAUCAUGCUCAGUCUUGGUUUCUAUAGAAACAUUUUUUUUCUUUAUGUAGAAGUAUUUCUCCUGGGAGCCUUUGAAUUUAUACUUUUACCACUGGUAAGUAAUGUCAGCUGUCUCAAGCCAAAAGUUAAUGAGGACUGAAACAGAAAAGCUAGAAUGAUAUUGUUACUCACUUUGAUAUGACCAGGCAUUUUAAACACAUUUGUUUUUACAGCAGUCAACAACUAAAAUGUUCAUUUGCAGUAGAACUGGCUGGUGUUAAGACAAUGAAUGAAAUCUGUCGUUGUCAGAGCUCAUAAUAUUCCACCCUGCAGCAGAUUCAUAGGUCAGUUUACUUUGUCUAAACUAACAUCUGAUUUCUCUGAAGCCCAUUUUAUUUAGUCUUUAGAAUAAGUACUGCAAACUUGAAGAAUUGUGUUUGGCUUAAUAGAUCUAUUUGUCUGUACUCUUCCUACUGUAUUUACUUUGGUCGUGGAAAAAAUAUUCUUUGGAACAUACAAGUCAACUAAAAGUACCGUAUACAAAGA